Molecule: messenger RNA, 2594 nt
Organism: Doryrhamphus excisus (bluestripe pipefish)
Lineage: Eukaryota; Metazoa; Chordata; Actinopteri; Syngnathiformes; Syngnathidae
Gene: meis1b
Product: Meis homeobox 1 b
Biological process (GO): regulation of DNA-templated transcription
Molecular function (GO): DNA binding
Source: RefSeq, a predicted model, not a curated record
UGGUCCAGACAGUGCAUCUGCGCUCAGCAGCACACACGUCCACUGUGCACGCACGCACGUACGCACGCACACGCACGGCAUCGAUCGUGGCUCCUUUAAGAAAAGCCUCAGCCUGCAGGAUGAGCCCUCCUCCUCUUCUUCCUUCCCCUCCUCCUCCAAGCUUCUGCCGCUGCUGCUCUUGAGCUCCUCCAGACAGUCUUUGCAUAAGUAAAUCAAGCCGCGGGAGCGUGCAGCCACCAAAGCCAGGAGAGACGCUUCAUUCCGGGCCGUGACUGGGAACGCUGAGCCGGUGACGUUCCAGCAGCGGAGCUCCGCGCACAGGAGGACCCUCCUCGCAGCCGACACUUUGAGAUCCCAGAGACACGGACACCAGCCAUGAGAGUCGCCCGGUGUCUUUAAUUUUAUUUUAUUUUUUUGGGUGCUGGUGGAAUCGGAGCACCGGUGCACCCUCAGAAGGAGAGCCGAGGAUUGAUCGCCUUGGCUGGGGUCAACUUCACAGGCUGCACCGCUCACUGGCUGGAAGGGAAAAAGCCAAACAAAACCAAAGAAGGAUUUUUUUUUGGUUACUGUUUUUGUUUUGUUUUUUUUUUACUGAAAAAUCCUGCCGUUUUGUUUGGAUUUUGGUUGUUAAUUUGCUCUCCAGGCUGGCAUUGGAGCGGAUUUAAGUGGACUCAAAUCACGAACCAGCGAGGGGGCUUAUGGCGCAAAGGUACGAAGACUUGCCCCACUACGGGAUGGACGGGGUGGGCAUCCCGACCACCAUGUACGGAGACCCGCACGGAGCCCGCUCCAUGCAGGCCGUGCACCUCAACCACGGGCCCCAGCUGCACUCGCACCAGUACCCGCACACGGCCCACACCAACACCAUGCCCCCCAGCAUGGGCUCGUCGGUCAACGACGCUCUCAAGAGGGACAAGGACGCCAUAUACGGGCACCCUCUGUUCCCCCUGCUUGCACUGAUUUUCGAGAAAUGUGAAUUAGCGACGUGCACCCCCAGAGAGCCCGGGGUGGCUGGAGGAGACGUCUGCUCGUCGGAGUCCUUCAACGAAGACAUAGCAGUGUUUGCAAAACAGAUUCGUGCAGAGAAACCUUUAUUUUCAUCAAAUCCAGAACUGGAUAAUCUGAUGAUUCAAGCCAUUCAAGUUUUACGGUUUCAUCUACUGGAGCUGGAAAAGGUCCACGAGCUGUGUGACAACUUCUGCCAUCGGUACAUCAGCUGCUUGAAGGGCAAGAUGCCCAUCGACUUGGUCAUAGAUGACCGCGAGGGGGGCUCCAAGUCGGACAGCGAGGAGAUCACCAGGUCCUCCGUGGCCCUCGACCAGACGUCCUGGAACAGAGAUCACGACGACACGGCGUCCACGCGCUCCGGCGGCACGCCGGGCCCGUCAAGCGGCGGCCAUACGUCACACAGCGGCGACAACAGCAGCGAGCAAGGCGACGGGCUGGACAACAGUGUGGCCUCUCCGAGCACGGGCGACGACGACGACCCAGAUAAGGAGAAGAAGCGCAACAAGAAGAGGGGCAUCUUCCCCAAAGUGGCCACCAACAUCAUGAGAGCGUGGCUCUUCCAGCAUCUAACGCAUCCGUACCCGUCAGAGGAACAGAAGAAGCAGCUGGCACAAGACACGGGCCUCACCAUCCUACAAGUCAACAACUGGUUCAUCAACGCCAGGAGGAGAAUAGUCCAGCCUAUGAUUGACCAAUCAAACCGUGCAGUAAGUCAAGGAGCUCCCUAUAACCCAGAUGGCCAGCCCAUGGGGGGCUUCGUCAUGGACGGCCAGCAGCACAUGGGAAUCAGACCACCUGGACCAAUGGGCGGCAUGGGUAUGAACAUGGGCAUGGAAGGUCAGUGGCACUACAUGUAGCCCCGCCCCCGCCCACUGGGGCCGACCAAUCACAACACAGAGGCGAACGACCGCGGGGCACAGCAGGAGGUCACCUGUCACACAGAGGCCUACGGAUUUACGAGGGAGACCAGAUUCACUGACUUCCCCAUAACAUCAACAACAGCAUCUUACUUCCUUCCCGUGCACUUCCAAGGCCCUUGGACUUUACAAUUCGUCUGCUCUUCAAAGAUGAACCAAACCAACGUGCCCUUUCCCGCUCCUUGCUUGUUCUUUGGUGACCCCACACCCCCUCACCGCCGCCCGUCGCAAGGACCGGUCCUUUCAUUCUGAUUGUGACAGAGACACACCUGUGCACCCUUUUGGCUCCGCCCACUGAGGUGUUCUGGCCUCUUUCAGGGCAACACAAACAACAGAGACUUCCUGUUGACGAGCGCUGCGCUCUUUGGGAGGAGAAGCCAAUGUCUGUAAACCUGACAGGACACUGACAAACCAAAAAGAGUGCCCAGUUGAAAAAAGAAAAUCAAGAAAAUACAGUGAGGAAAGACAUUCGAAAAUAUAAAAAACUAUAUCAAGCCCAUUUUUUGGGAGGCGAGAGGAGAAAGUGAGAGAAAAUAUACUGUAAAGUGUUGUAAAAUGAUGCUGGACUCUCACAGGAACUGGGAAUUUAAGUAUUGUAAAUGCUAUUGUAUUGUUCUGCAUAUUAUGUUGUUUCUAAUAGAUUUUUUUAAAAAAAGGCUCUUUGCUCCU